AGUCUUUCCUCCUUUGGUAGCUUCAGCACAUCGGUGGCGGCCACGCUGCGAGUGCCGCAUUGUUCCUCAGCGCUGGGUCUGUACGUGCCUUCCGUCUGACGUUUCUUCUUCACUACACACAGCAGCCAGGCCACCACGGCCAAGAUGAUGGCCAGCAGUCCCAGCGUCACCGUGGGAGCCACAAUGGCAGCAAUGUUGGGGCCCUGGUGUCGGACAAUGAGCACCAUGACAUAACGCUGACGUUGGAAACGUGGACUGCGGUCACCUUCGCAGUGCGGCUCCGUCGUUUGACUGUUUUAUUGUUUCCAGAGAAUGUCACGCAAAUAUGCCCCCUAGUGGAUUUGCUCAGCAAUGCGGAUGGCCAAGAAUUCAUUUGCAUCGGUCACUAUGUGAACAACGAGUACACGGACCCAGAACUUCCGGGAGAACCCGCCCAUCAAGCCAGACUACACACAGGUAUCGUCAGUAUUGACUAUACAGUCUCCCUCCGCGAGCAAUGCGGAUGACAUCACAGCAAUCUGAUUGGGUGCUUUGGAAGUGCUAUGAUCUUCAGUGGCAAAAGGCCGUGCAGCGACUCACCCCACACAGCAUUACUGCUGAGCAGCAGGAGAAUAAAAACACCCCCCAGCAUGACGACGCCAGGUGUGGCCGGAUGUACAUCUGGACUCCCGGCCAUGUCUAGAACCGGGUCCUGGGCCGAGUGUAGCGGGCAUCAGCUCGGGCCCAUUUCAUGAAUGCCACCUGAUGCUGUUCUCUCCUCCCUAGAGAGAGAGGACAAAUGUUGACUAUUUUAAGCAGAGAUUGAGACAAGGAACAGUGAAUCAUGCUGAAUCACAUAACCACAUGACUAAAGUAAAUAUAGUCUAUACUGUAUAUACACCAACCUCAAUCAGGCUGCUCUCAGGUCGGCAAAAAAAAAAAAGGUGAGAAAUCUACUACAUGUUACUUCGGUCCUCACCUUCGCAAUCUAUGCACCAAAUAACAUUAUCAAAAUAAACCGAAACCGAGCGUUCGGGGCUCCCACAUCCUCUUUAUGUAAAGCACUUGAUCAUGUGAUCCAGUUCGGUGUUACAUUACCUGCGCGAGCGCACCUUCCUGCAAGCAGACAGAUCCUCCUUUGUGCAAAGUCCAAAUAAAACGCAGUUUAGUGGAGCAGAACAGAGUCAGGUUACUCAGAAUACAAACAGCCCUGGUGUGGACUUCUAGAGCCCUUCUAGAUGAAAUACUAUUGUUCCUACAUUGGAAGAAAUCUACUACAUUCUUUUCCCUGCCGAGGCUGCACUUGCGCUCCAGCAUGAGGCUCACGGUGUUUGACUCCACUCACUGUUCUUGCCCUUACCUAGCAACCUGUGUCUCUACUGUAUAGCGGGGGCUGCAGGGAAACAGCGCCCCCAUCAGGUGGCCCCGCCUCCCAACCACUGGAGAACGUGGACAUGAGCAUUCCUGGGAUAUUUAUUGGGAUGAAAUCUGCACUAGCUCAAAGGCUAAUCCUUACCUUCUCCCCCCACCACCCACACUUCAGUCUCGGUGGCGGGGGGUCUAAUCUAAAGGCAGUCGUGGUGUUAAGACCACCAACUACGGUUAUGUGCAACCGCAGUGCCUUACGCGGACCCACAGCACCUGAAGUUAUAUAGGGAAAAUGAUCAGGUAUGUUGAAAACUAAGUAUAUAAUCAUUUUUCAGACAGAUAAAAUUAAACAAAAUGUAAUAAAAUAAAAUAAAUAUAAAUGUUUAUCGUUAAAUGCGAAUUCGUUUGCUUUCAUUUACUUAAUUAUUUUACCUAACGUUGAGGCCAGGUGAACGUACAGACAUGAACCCAAUCGUCCACGAGGGGGCACUUCUCCAAUUUAAGCAAACAUCUAAUGCAAAAAAAAAAAAUUAAAAUAAAAUAUAUGAUAAUUUGUCAUUGUUAAGUGCAAAUAAUUUAGGUAUUUAUUUUUUAUGUUGUUUUAUUGAAUCAUUUUAUAUGUUUCUUUUUUUAAUUAACUUUAUCAUUUUAUCUCACUGCGUAGCCGGUAAAUGUACUGACACCCAAUUAUCCACAAGAGGGCGCCUCUCAAAUUCAAGCAACCGGAAGCUUACCUUUGUCCGUAGUCCGGAUGCAUGGAAUUCUGGGUAGGUUGUCAAAGCGGCGGGAGUACAAUACUCAAAACACUUUUGGUUUUUUAAAGAGUACUUUUUUUGUGGGGCUUUGUGCGACUGAAUUGAGUACAUUGUGUCGUUUAAGUCACAGUGAAACGCCUAUUUUUCAGGUGAAGUUGAAGGCGAAAGUGAGUUUGACUUAAACUAAAGCUUUCCCCGGGAAAGGGGCUUUGAACCGCCUGAUUUGUAGUUAGCAUUGUGCCAGUUUGCAGCAGCAGCCGCCCAUCAUCGACAAAAAUGGCGAAAGUGCAAGUGUUAAAUGUGGCCGUCUUGGACAACCCGAGCCCCUUUGGGAACCCCUUCCAGUUUGAAAUAACAUUUGAGUGCAUGGAAGACCUGCCCGAAGACUUGGAAUGGAAGAUCAUCUAUGUGGGCUCAGCAGAGAGUGAAGAGUAUGAUCAAGUCUUGGACUCCGUCUUGGUUGGACCAGUACCUGCGGGACGACAUAUGUUUGUUUUUCAGGCUGAUGCACCAAACACCGGGUUGAUCCCUGAAAGCGAUGCUGUAGGGGUCACUGUGGUGCUCAUCACCUGCACGUACCGUAGCCAAGAGUUCAUUCGCAUUGGUUACUAUGUGAACAACGAGUACACGGACCCAGAACUUCGGGAGAAUCCGCCCAUCAAGCCAGACUACACACAGCUGCAGAGAAACAUUCUAGCAUCCAAUCCCCGCGUCACCAGAUUCCACAUCAACUGGGAAGGCUGCGCAGAGAGAAUGGAAGACUCUGAAAAUGUGGAUCCGUCAUCAAACUCCAUGCUGCCUCCAUCUUGUCUUCCAGGCAAAACUGCACCCUUGGGAAUACUACCGGACAAUUCCAUGGACUGCUUAUAGAGAUGUCCCUUGUUUUUUUUUUUGUGCUGUUUUUUAAGAAUGGGGACAUUCUGGUAUUGUACAGACUUACUUGCCUUACAACUGCUCUUACUUUCCUUCAAAGCUCUUCAACGAUGAAAGCUUCAGAUGAAGCAAUAUUAAAGUAGUUUUUACUCGUGGGAGAGCAAAAGCUAAUGUGUGAAGUGAUUGAUGCAGAGCAGAUUAGUGUCAAUGUCAGAUUUCAGCAAUAAAUAACUGAUAGGAGUUUGAUCAUCUGGCAUUUUAUUUCACUUCAGUUUGCACUUACAUUUAUAUACUCACACUGAAGGAUGGGAUUAUUGUUGCUUCCUCUAUGAUUUUGUUCUUCUUUGUUUGGUAUUGUAUUCCAAAUAAAAACGGUGUAUUUGUA
Dunckerocampus dactyliophorus (ringed pipefish) is the source of this 3360-nucleotide messenger RNA. It is a transcript of the gene asf1ba, whose product is annotated as anti-silencing function 1Ba histone chaperone. Gene Ontology annotation, cellular component: nucleus. Gene Ontology annotation, molecular function: histone binding. The coding region runs from base 2379 to 2972 and encodes 197 amino acids. Lineage: Eukaryota; Metazoa; Chordata; Actinopteri; Syngnathiformes; Syngnathidae. Gene Ontology annotation, biological process: DNA replication-dependent chromatin assembly. The transcript is spliced from 7 exons. The record is from RefSeq and is a predicted model, not a curated record.